This is a messenger RNA of Trichophyton verrucosum HKI 0517, 5394 nucleotides long. RefSeq lists its product as uncharacterized. Gene Ontology annotation, biological process: regulation of transcription by RNA polymerase II. Lineage: Eukaryota; Fungi; Ascomycota; Eurotiomycetes; Onygenales; Arthrodermataceae. Gene Ontology annotation, molecular function: transcription coregulator activity. The record is from RefSeq and is a predicted model, not a curated record. The transcript has 4 exons. The coding region runs from base 1 to 5394 and encodes 1797 amino acids. Gene Ontology annotation, cellular component: mediator complex.
AUGAACUCCUUCCACCAGCUGUCCUCGCCCGCGGCCGGCGCGAAGCCGCAGCCCGUCCAGAAACCGGACAACCAGGCCCUCUUCAAGCUCGUGGUGCAGGCGCUGCAGCCCCAGGGCCCCUUUACCGGCUGGCGAGAGGCCUUCCCCGUGCGAGAACGUGCCCUCAAGGCCAUGACUAUGUGCGUGCUUCUCCCCUUUCUCUGCUGCCUACCAGCCUGUCUGCAACGCCCUACGACCCGGCCAGUCUCCGUCGUCUCUCGUGUGUUUGACUGCUAUUAUUCAUCUGCUCUCUCAUGGGUGGUGGAUGACGACAUGACUGGCCGGGCGUUUGCAAAGCCACUCUGCGAGGUCGGCAAGACCAUUAAUGCGGGCCUCAGAUUCGAAGAACAGACCUUUCGGGAGGCCAACGAGCAGGUACACCAGUCUUCUUCUUCUUCCUCUUCUUCCUCUUUCAUGAUAACAGCCGAUUAUGAACGCUUAGUGAAUGAGAAACACAACACAAUCCAUCAGUCUCGACUGAAACAGGCCAUGAUGAUGCAGAAUGGCAUGAUGCAGCAUGCAAACCAGCAGCAGCAGCAGCAGCAGCAGCAGCAGCAGAAUGGAGGCAUGCAAAUUCCCCCUUCGCAGAUGAACCUGCUUGCUGCAAUGCAACAACGUCAGCAGCAGCAGCAGCAACAACAGCAACAACAACAACAACAGUCGCAGACGCAGCAGCCAAUGCAGGGCUCACCACUCCCCGGUCAGGUGCCAAACGGGCGUAUGAACUUCCAACAGAUGCAUCCACAGCAGACACAGGCCUCGCCAUUCAUCCAGCAGCAGCUUGCCCGGCAACAGCAGCAGCAGCAACAGCCUCGCCAGGGACUCGGUAUGCUCCAGGACUUGGGGAGUCUCGCGCCUAAUGAACUCCAAGAUGUCAACGCUCUGGCAGACCAGAUGGCCCGCAACACCUCAGCCGAAAACCUCGAAAAGAUCAAGAUGAGCCUGCAGAACAUGCCUCCAGAGCAAAAGGAGAUAUUCGCCCAAAAGAGAAUAGACCCGCUUGCCCACUUCUUCAGAUCACAGGCCCUCGCCCAGCUCAGGAGACGGCGGCUGGAACGCAUGGGCUUGGUUGGCCAUGGUCAACAGCCAGGUGGUGGUAUGGAUCCCGCACAGCAGGCCGCGAUGAUGGCCCAGAUGGCUGGCCAGCCCAUGAUGGGAAUGCAGCAGCACAACAUCCCCAUCAGCCAGCCAGAUCUUGCUUUUAACGGCAGUGUCGACCAGAUCCAGGGGCAACAGGAAGAUGGUCUGCGUUCGCAAGAGGCAGGUCAGCUUGUGGUGCCUGCGACUGCCAAUCCACCAAAUGCUACUAUGCUUAACCCCCAGUUUGCCGCUGCUCAGGCUCAGCAGCGCUUCCAGAAGCAGCAGCAGCAGCAGCAGCAGCAACAACAACAACAACAACAACAACCAGGAACUAGGCCUACUAUGAAUCCAGCGCUUCUUGCACAGCAGCAACAGCAACAGCGACAAAACGCAAUGAGCAAAGGUCCUCAGUUCCAGCUGCAGCCUGACCAGACACGGAACCAAGCUGGCAUGAACAACCAGCUAGCCAUGUCUUCACAGCCAAACCAGCCAUCUCAGAUAGCACAGCAGCUACCGCCUCAAGGAGCAACUCCUACCAUGCCUAUGGGCGCUAAUCCCACCGCUCAACCUCCGCAGCAACAGCCACCCCAGCCCGGCGGAGCAGCCCGUCCUACAAAUCAUUCUAAUGUACCCCAAGCUAUCCGCGACCAGAUGUCACAAAUGUCUCCGCAGGACGCAAAUGUUUUUCUCGGGAAUUAUUCCAAACAAAUACGACUCCAACAGGCGGCCAAUGAGAACCGUGCCAACCAACUAGGCGUGGCCGGGCAGAACCAGGUCCCUCAGCCAGGUCAACCACCCCAGCAGCAGCCCGUUGACCCAAAUCAACCUCCUCAGAAUCUCAAUCAAGGCCUGCAAUUCGGCGCGGACCCGAACAUGCGCAAUAAUGCUAUGGGCAUGCAACAACAUCUCAUGGGUCCCGGCGGAGUACCCAUGCAUCCACAAACAUCACAACAGCCACAGCAGCAGCCACAACCAGGCAUGCCGCAAUCUCAACAACCCAUCCAGCACGCUAAAUCAUCACCGUUUCAACCCCAGGCUCAAACUCAGUCUCAGGCAGACCUCUCCCGUCAGCAGUAUAUGCAGCAAGCCGCCCGGGAACUUUCCGAGGAUCAAAUUCGUGAUAUGGACCGUGUUCCUUUCCCCCCAAGUGUCAUAUCUGCCGGUAUGGCAGGGAUGCCAAAUCCUCCCCCUGUCCCCAAAGCCCUCAAAUCAUGGGGUCAACUCAAACAGUGGGCUAGCCAGAAUCCUCAGGCCAUGGGCCAGCUUACACUGCCGAAACUGCUUGCUUACCAGAAAAUGCAUUUCCAUGGCUUGCAGAAGGAGUUCGCUACUCGAUUCCAGGCCCAAGCUCAAGCCCAGGCUCAGGGCCAGGCUCAGGCCCAGGCCCAGGCUCAGGCUCAGGCUCAGGCUCAGGCCCAGGCUCAGGCCCAGGCCCAGGCUCAGGCUCAGGCUCAAGCUCAGGCUCAGGCGCAGGCGCAGGCGCAGGCGCAGGCACAACUAGCUGCACAAGGACAUGGACAGAACUUCAUGUCUCAGCAGCUCCAGUCACCUUUCCAACAACCAGGACAACCCCAACAGCCGCAACAGCAACCCCAGCAACAAACUCAACCACAGCAGAAUGCAAAUGCUCAGCAACCGGCUCCAGGCUUCAACCAGCAGGGUUUCCAACCACAGCCCAGAACUACCCAACCAGGGCAACAACCGGGGCAAAUGGGACAGCUUGCACAACAACCCAGUCAACCAGGCCAGCCAGGGCAACUGCCACCGGGAAUUUUGCGGCCUGUCACCUUGAACGACGUACAGAUAGCACGGCAACAGCUAGGUGCACGAGCGCAGAAGCUUAGUGAUGAAGCGUUGAGAAUCAUUCUAGAAAGAAACCGACAGAAACAGAUACUCAAGGCCCGUGGCAUCCCACCGGGCCAACCUCAAAACCAGGCUCAGCUGCAACAGGCUCAGGGGUUCAUGGCUCAGGGACAACAGCAGCAGCAACCAAUGCAGCAGCAACAGCAGCAAUCACAGGCUGGUCCUAUGCAAAACGUUGGCCUAGGAGUCCUUCCCGAAUAUCCUCCAACUUCUCAGCAGCAGCAGCAGCAGCAACAGUCGCAACUGCAAAACAUGCAACCACCCAUCUCCUCCAGUCCAAUGCAACCCGGCAUCUCUCAACCAAACUCUACCCAACCCCUGGUCAAGCCCACGGCAGCUCCUACGACUGUUCCUCCAUCGGCUAAGCAGCGACCCGUUCCAACUACAAAGCCAGCCCCUGUCCCCGCUGCUGUCCCCGCUCCGCCUCAGGGCUUGAAACGGCCCAACCCGUCUGACACCGAAGCCCGACUUGGCGCAAUGGACUCUAACUCUCAAAUGAACUCCAACGCUAGGCCAAUGCCUAUCCCCAUGUCACAGUUUAAUCCUAUGAACCUUGCAGCCAUGAACCCUCAACAACGAGCUCAGGUUGAAGCGCAUCUUCGCCGCCAAGCGCAACUGGCGACUCAAGGCCAGCCUCAAAUGCCCAACUUAACCCAUCGACGCACGAGAGAGGCAACUGCCGAAGCUUGGUCUCGGCUUCCCGAGCCCAUUAAGCGAGCGUACGAAGACGAAGUUCGGAAUGAUACCGAAUUUGCCCCCGUACCCAUGACUCCUGUCGAAUACGCCGAUGCAUCUCAGAAGCUUAGAGAUGGAGUUGAUAUGAUUGCUAACUUGGAUGCAUUGAUCAUUUGGUUUGCCAAAUUUAGGGAGCAGGAUCGCUCCCUGAGAAUGCUGUUGCAAAUGAGGGUGAAGUUAAUGAAGCAAUUCAAGCCGAAUGACUGGACCGUCGCCGAUCAGCUUACUUGCAAGCAUGAUUUCGUUCACCAUGCUCUAAGUUUUAUCCAACGCUGUUACGCAGCCAUGUUUUCCCGCCGACAAAAUCCACAGAACCAGCAGGGAAUGCAGCAACCUCAGCAAGGUCAACAGCCACAGCAGCAACAACAACAGCAACAGACACAGCAACAACAGCAGCAACAAAUCCAGAUGCAGAUGCAGCAAGCGCAAGCCCAGCAGGCACAGGCUCAGCUCCUACAGACACAGCAAGCACCUUCAGCCGCUAAUGCUGGAAGAGGCACUGCCAGCCCACAGACACCCAACGUACCUCUGAACGCAGUGAAUCUCCAGCAGCUUGAGCAACAAGAGCGCGCCAGGCGAGGACAAUCUCAAAGUUCCAUCCCACCAACCGCCCCCACUACCCGACAACCGCCAUAUCAGAUCGGCGCCACAUCUCCACAAGGCAUCCCGCGCGCUUACGGUCCCCACCAGGUAACCAAAGAUAACCUUGUGAUCCCGGAGACGAAGAAACGCAAGAUGAAGAGGCCUGCCAACGAGUCGCCGGUUAAAACCAACAAGUCUCCUGCCAGCAAGAACCAGCAGCUCAAGGCCACUCCCCCUGCGACUACACCGGUGGCCGCUACCAAGAACGCAACUCCCCCAACACAAGUGUUUAGAUGUAAAGUCAGCGACUGUUCACAGCGCUUCAGAGGCUUCCCAUCCCAAGCAGCAUUGGACCAGCAUGUUCAGGAGACGCAUUCGGCUGAAGAACCUAUCGACAAUCCUCUUGACUACCUGCUUGAAAGCAUCAAGAUGGGUCUCGGUGUUAGCAAGACCGCGAACCAGCAUAAUGGAGCCGAUACGAGGGCCGCACCUGCUAUCACUGGCCCAAGCUCAGUAGAAAUGAAGCCUUCACCAUCUCAGCAGGAGAAAUCGUCUAUCCUUAAGGGCUCCGCUAGCGCAAGCAAAGAUAAGAAGGAAGCCACCGCACCUACCACGUCUCUCGAGGCAUCUGCCGCCACUAAGGAUGCCUGGUCCGAUAGCCCCAUAUCUAGGGAGAUGAUCCGCACCGCUUUCACCGAGAUAGGCGAUGAAACCUCUUGCGGCCUCGUCACCGACCCCGUGGACGAUGUUAUUGCAGAAAGAGUCCAAGCUCUUACAGAUGAACUCUUUGAGACCGCACCUGCCAAAGAAUACUCCUCUGGUCCACGCCACCAGCCACCAGACGACACCCCAGCAUCCGCCUCGUCUGCAAUGAUGCAAACUCCACGAGAUGGUGAAAUCAAGGACGAAGAAAUGGGUACGGACACGGAUAACUGGAUGCCACUCGAUUGGAACAAUCUCCCGGAUCAUCUAGACGAUGAUAUGCUCACCAACGAUGGAUGGCAAAGCGUCAACUGGGACGCAAUGGAACUAAACGACAACUUUACCGAUAACUCCUCCAAGCUACGACCUGAGCGGCCCAUCUACUCCAUCUAA